UCGGCGCCGCGUUACUGACCGUCCAGUGCCGGCACGGCGGUCUGACGGCCGUGGAGUGAAUGGCGAGGUGCAGCCGCGAGUGACGCGAUCUUUUGUGGGCUCGGAAAGACCGCUUUUCCGUCUUGGGAACGCAAGUGGCCAACCUGGUCUUUCUUCCGGUCAUCGUCGCACCGACACCGCCCUGCGAGUCAGCGGUGGCGGCGGCGGCAGCAGCGGCUCGACCAGACAACAGCGAUGACAUGCGAGGCGGUGACGCGGUGCCGGGCUGACUGACCCCGCUGCUGACCGGGCCACAGUGCUGCCGGCGUGGCCGCUGCCGUGCGGUGGCCGCUGGGGUGCCGCUGCGGCGCGUGAGCUCGACACCGUCUGCGUGACCUCGUCCGCCAUGUACCCGUCUGUCAACGGCACCUGGACCAAGCGGCUGAUGAUCUACCCGGAGGAUGAGGAGGCGAACGGGCUGCGGGUGCCGCUGCGUCCGGUGGGCCAGCGCGGCUAUGGCCUGGACCGCAACCGACGCUCGUCGGCCGAGGACUUCGGCUCGACCAGCGAGGAGGACGAGAUGGUGCUGCACCCGCUGGAGAGCGUGCUCAAGCAGAUCCGCGACAGGCCCGUGCAGCCGCGCCGGUGGGCGUACUGCUGCUCCGGCGUCAUGUUUGCCGGCACCAUCGGCCUGGUGGUGGGCUUCACUAUGGCCUACGGCCUCUUCCUGUCGCUGGAGGCGCCGUGCGCCCACUCCCGCGUCUGGCUGAUGGGCUCGCGCCACGUGCGCCAGCGACUGAUGAGCGACGUCCGGCCGGAGAACAUCGCCCAGACGCUCAGGGAGCUGACCCGGCGACCGCACCUGGCCGGCACGCCCGAGAACGACCGGCUGGCCGCGUACGUGGCCGACACAUGGCGUGACCAGGGCCUGGACAAGGUGGAGGUGUUGCCGUACGAAGUGCUGCUCUCAUACCCGGACGAGCAGAAGGCUAACCUGGUGCGCGUGCUGGACGGGUCGGGCAGUGCCGUGUUUACGGCCCGCCACCGGCAGCCACCAGUGCGCGCACCUGAGGAGAGCGACCCGACCGUGCCGCAGAACUUCAACGCCUACUCGGCCACCGGCAAGGUCGAGGCCAAGAUCGUCUAUGCCAAUUAUGGACGUGAAGAGGAUUUCCUUCUUCUGGCGUCCUUGAAUAUCACUGUCAAGGAUUUGAUCGUCAUCGCAAGAUACGGGAAAAUAUUCCGAGGAAAUAAGGUGGCGAUGUGCGAGCAGCUGGGCUGCGCCGGCCUCAUCUUGUACAGCGACCCGGCCGACUCAGCGCCGGACGGCCUGGGCACCGUCUACCCGGACACGGUGUACCUGCCGGCCGGCGGCGCCCAGCUGGGUACCAUCUUCUCCGGCAGCGGCGACCCGCUCACACCGCUGUACCCGUCCAUCGAGGGCGCGUUUCGGCUGAACGAGUCGGAAGCGACCCUGCCCCGGAUUCCCGUGCAGCCAAUCAGCGCCGAGGACGCCUACCAGCUGCUCCGGCUGAUGCCGCCGACAGCAGCGGCGCCGGCCGACUGGGUGGGCGGCCUGAACCUGACCUACGGCCUGGGCCCUGGCCCGGCGCGGCCCGACUGGACGGUCCAGCUUGACAUCCACACACACAACCGACGUGCCAACGCCACCAACGUCAUCGCCACGCUGCGCGGCUACGAGGAACCCGACCGGUACGUGUUGGUGGGCAACCAUCGCGACGCGUGGAUCUUCGGCGCCAUCGACCCAUCCUCCGGCACGGCCGCCAUGCUGGAGCUCAGCCGCGUGCUUGCCAACCUGCGCAAGGACACGGGCUGGCGGCCGCGCCGCUCCAUUGUCUUCUGCAGCUGGGGCGCCGAGGAGUACGGCCUGGUGGGCUCCGUUGAGUGGGUGCAGCACCGGCGCCAGCAGCUGGCCGCGCGCGCCAUCGCCUACCUCAACGUCGACCUCACGAUAAACGGCAACGAGACGCUGCGCGCGCUGGGCGUGCCGCUGCUGCACGACCUGCUGUUCGAGUCGGCGCGCGCCGUGGCCAACCCGAACCCGGCCGAGGUGGCGGCCGGCCGGCGCACCGUCUACGACACCUGGCUGCUGCACCGGCUCGACAACGAGACCGGCCUGCCGGCGGUGCCCCUGCCGGGCAAGGGCAGCGACUACAAACAGUUCCUGACUGUGGAGGGCAUCCCCAGCACGGACCACCGGUACUAUACUAAGGAGAAGCGCACCUACUCCAUGUACCACACGCUGUACGAGACGUACUUUCUGGUGACGGAGCUGGCUGACCGCGGUCUGCACUUCACCGCCGCCGUCGCCAAGAUGUGGGGCGAGAUGGCCCGACGGCUGGCUGACGACCCGGUGAUUCCGUUCAACGUGGUCAACUACGCCACCUACCUGCAGAAGUCGUUCGAGACGGUGCACACCACGUUCGGCGCGCUGCUGGAGGAGAAUGGCGCCUCGCUGCGAUACGUCAAAGCCGCAAUCGAUGACUUCGCCGAGGCGGCGUCCCACUUCCAUGACCACUUCCUGCGACUGCUGGAUCUAGACAAUCCGCUGGCAGUGCGGCAGGCCAACGACAUCCUGAUGGGCGUGGAGCGGUCGUUCGUGGACCCGCACGGCCUCCCCGACCGGCCCGAAUUCAAUCACGUGAUCUUCUCGCCGAGCUCGCUGGACGGCUACACGGGCGUGACGUUCCCGGGGCUGGUGGACCUGCUGCACGGAGUGGAGGAGCUGCCGGCCAAGGAGCGCGCCGCCCGCUGGCAGAAGAUCCGGCAGCACGUGUCCGUACUGAGCUAUCUGAUCGGGAGCGCCGCGCACGGGCUGGCGCAGGACGUGUAGCGCCGCCCGGCCACCGGCCACCGGCGGCGCCGGUGCCGGCGCCCCACAGCAACGCCGCCGUCGUCAGGCGGCGGGUGUCUCCGCGCAGGGAAGCGCUGUGUGGAGUGGCGUGUCGCGGCCGGGGAGCAGCCGUGCAUCUAUCGGUCGGGAGCGGUGGCCGGCUGGUGGGAGGCAAGUGCCAGUCUCUGAGUUGGCUCCCAGGCGUGUGUCGUGUCGGUGCUGAUGCGAGGGCUUUGGAGGGCCCGGCGCGUGGUUGUGGUAGGAAUGGGCGUGGCGUAACGACGCCUUCUCAUGCAAUACGCGGUACAACUGAGGUGAGUGCCUGUCAGUCCACGAUCCACUGUGAUAUCAAAGAGCGUGGCAGGUUGUGCAGCUGCGCGUGCGGGUCGCUGGGUAUGCGCCUUUCUAGGACGGGUGAUGUCGAGAAACCAUCGCUUGCAACCACAUAUCGAGGCGGUUGAGGAUCUGGAGCUGCUUUUACGAAGUGCAUGUGAAAGGGCUCCUGCAUUUUGUAAGGGCUUCUGAUGUAACAAUAACUGCGAGCGUGUCAUGUUGUGGUACCGUCGGACUUCCAGCAUACAUACGUAAGAACCGGACGUCUGGUUCUCGUCGCCAGGUGCCUUUUCACACAAUGCGCCAUGCGACGUCCAACGCUACUGAAUAACAGGAUGACUGGCUUACGGGUGUUGAAGAGCCCGCUAUUCAUAGAUGGCCAGGGGCAUUCUCGCAAGCGUUCAAGGCGUGCGUUGAUAUGAAGAUCUUUGCUGCAAAUGUGCGCUGUGUUGUGUACCUCGCGAUGUGCACGAUUGUAGCCUUGAUACAGUUUUAUGAACUCGCGAGUCUGCUUUUUCCCGCGCGACCGCGUUUUCGUACCUAAUGGAGGCGAUGCCUCGGCCGUUGUGUUGCUGGUCAGUGAAGCAAUUGUAACUAAUUGUAUGCGACUAAUAAAGGGUUUUCAUUUG
Pollicipes pollicipes is the source of this 3795-nucleotide messenger RNA. Its product is annotated as N-acetylated-alpha-linked acidic dipeptidase 2. Bases 386 to 2833 code for a protein of 815 amino acids. Gene Ontology annotation, molecular function: carboxypeptidase activity. NCBI's taxonomy places the organism in Eukaryota, Metazoa, Arthropoda, Thecostraca, Pollicipedomorpha, Pollicipedidae. The transcript is spliced from 18 exons. The record is from RefSeq and is a predicted model, not a curated record.